AUGAGAAAAGAUUUCUCGAACUAUUAUCUUCUGCACCAGCACACUCAGAUUUCCAGCUCUUAUGACCGACGCCGCCUACACAUCACCCCCGCCUCCUUCCGCGCCCUCAUGUCCACCUACCACGUCCCCGUCUCACUCAUGGCGGCCCUCUCGCGGCCUUACAUGGUCUGCGGCACGGGCUUCCGUAAGCUUUCCGACGGCGUCUCGGACCACUGGUGUCAUCUACCAGUGCGCGUUGUCGUGAAGUGCCUGGUCGACGCGAAAGAGCACACCAAAAGCACGGCGGGGAGUAACCAGAUGGAUCCUUUUCACUAUAUCCAUAUUUCUGGUGCGAAAGCCGAUAUUCGCGGGUCCCAUAUCGGGCUCUACGUUCGGAGGGACUUGAAGGCGAAGAGGAUGAGCGUGAUUGUUGUGAACUUGCUUGAUGGGCGGUUUAAGGACUUGAUUGAGGAGCCGCUGGUGAGGAUGAGGGCGACAUUUGAGAAACACCUCCAGCGAGAGAUCGCCAACGAGACAUCCGCCUUCUCCGACGGAAGCAAGGACAUGAACAAGGCCCUCCACAUCAUGGCCGCCCACCUCCACCGGUACAAAUCCGAACUCGGCCGGCUAGGCUUCAUCCUAUCCGACCUCCUCUCCCAUCGACUAGACAUGGACGGCGAUGAUUACGCCUCCGGGGAUGGCGAUGAUGUUGAUGGCUCUUCUUCCAGUGGCGUAACCGAGUCGGAGAAGGAGAAGAUACGAAUUGAGCAGCUCCAGUCGCAGCUCAAAGCCAUUACGGAUUUCUCGGACGAGAUGGAGCGGAAAGUUCAGAAUAUCCUCACCUUGGCCGAUGCAAAGCUCUCUCAGAAAGUAGCCCUGCAGUCUCACGAGCUGACGAUCAGCGUGAACAACGACAGCAUCGCCAUGAAGACGAUUGCUAUCUUGACCAUGUUGUUCCUGCCGGGAACCUCGUUUGCGGCUAUUCUGGCCAUGCCCUUCUUCGAUGACAACGAGUACCUAGGCGAACCAUCAAAGGUUUGGAUCUGGGUUGUCUUGACGAUCGCGUCAACGGUCGUUGCAUUCUGGGGCUUUUUCCACGUCAUGAAUCGGCAGGAGAGGUCUAUGGAGGAGAAGCGGGCUUGCAGUACAGGUGAUGGGAGUACGGACCGGGUUGAUAAUGGGCUUGCGUUGGCGUAG
Messenger RNA from Scedosporium apiospermum, 1176 nucleotides. RefSeq lists its product as uncharacterized. The record is from RefSeq and is a predicted model, not a curated record. The coding region runs from base 1 to 1176 and encodes 391 amino acids. Lineage: Eukaryota; Fungi; Ascomycota; Sordariomycetes; Microascales; Microascaceae. The transcript is spliced from 7 exons.